UAGCUUGUGCCAGUGUGUCUAUCCAUCCAGUGUGACUCAAGUGUGUGCAGUCGGUUGGGAAGUCGGCGCCGUUGCUGUCGUAUGCGUAUGACUGCGGGUCGAGAGAUAACACGAGUGAAUUUGCUGUAGCAAGGGUGGUUCUGCGUGGUCGCACUGAAAUCGCUGCAGCCCAUGUGCUCUGCUCGUUAAAAUGCUUAUCAAAGAAUUCCGUGUCACUUUACCUCUUACUGUGGAAGAGUAUCAAGUGGCUCAGCUGUACUCUGUAGCAGAAGCUAGCAAAAACAAUACCGGAGGAGGAGAGGGUAUAGAAGUGCUAAAAAAUGAGCCAUUCACAGAUUAUCCUUUGCUUGGCGGAAAAUAUUCUUCAGGUCAAUAUACAUACAAGAUUUAUCACUUAGCUAGUAAAGUGCCUGCUUUUAUUCGCAUCAUGUUGCCAAAGAAUUCCUUGGAAAUUCAUGAAGAAGCUUGGAACGCUUACCCUUAUUGCAAAACAGUUAUUACUAACCCUGGGUACAUGAAAGAAAAUUUUGUAAUUAUGAUUGAAUCGUUUCACAUUGACGAUGUUGGAAACCAGCAUAACGUUCACGAAUUGCCGCCCGAUAAGCUGAAAAUGAGAGAGGUGAUACAUAUAGACAUUGCGCACGAUCCAAUUGCGAGUGCCGAUUUCAAGGAGGACGAGGAUCCGACCAAGUUCAAAUCUGUGAAAACUGGUCGGGGUCCGCUCGACAGUAAAGAUUGGAAGAAUCAAGUUCAGCCUGUGAUGACAUGCUACAAGCUAGUCACUUGUGAAUUUAAGUGGUUCGGUCUACAAACUCGCGUGGAGAACUUCAUACAGAAGGCAGAGAGGCGUCUUUUUACCAACUUUCAUAGGCAAGUCUUUUGCUGGAUCGAUCGUUGGUACGGUCUAACUAUGGAAGAUAUUAGAGCAAUUGAAGAAACUACUAAGGAAGAACUAGAUAGGCAAAGACAUGAAGGAGAAGUAAGAGGUAUGCGGGCUGACGAUUGAGACAAAAGCUGUGGUAGCUUCUAUUACGAACGAUUAAAUCAAUGUCCUUAUAUGUCUCAGAUGCAUACGCAUAUCUACGAAAAUUGUACACUCACAUGUUCAGUCAUAGGCGAUCCUGCAGGAUCGGGACAAUUUCCAGAAUUUAAGUGUCUAGAUUCAGUGUCUAUUACAAUUACUUAUGAUUUUAAUUUAUUUACAUUUACAAGCGUUUUAGAUAAAUGUAUCUACAGUCAAAGAUUAUAAUAUAGGCAAUAAUAAGAGGGAACUGAAAUAAAUCAGUUCGACUUGUAUGAUGUAUAAAAUAUUUGAGGAACAGAGUGCAGUUCGAUAAAAAUCAAUAUAGGUGGAAAAGGAAUGUAAUUAUUGUUUAACGUCGCAAUAGUCGUUCGAUAUUAAAAUUUAUAAAUAAGCCGUUCAGAAUGCUUGCUAUAUGAAACAAGAAUAUUUAACGUAAUUAUCGCGACGACAAGUAAUUCGUAAUCCGCGGUAUUAAAGUUACGUUAAUUUACUAAUCGAGAAACGCUACUAUAUUUAUGUAACAACUUUGAUGAAUUUACGAGGCAUGGCCUGACGUUCUUCAAGCCCAAUAAUAUAAUGUAUAAUAAUCAGAAAAAUUAAACGAAAGUAUUUUAACAGUUCUCCAAAGAAGAAUGAAUUUUCUGGUAAUUUGCCAACGUUCAAUAUUUCCGUUAGAUGUAGAGAAAAGUGGAAGACGGUUAGUAGGGCAUAUAGGAAUAACGCUUUCUUGACAAUUCUGUUUCCGAUUGUUUAAGUUCGUCAGAAUUAGGACCAACGUAACGAACUUGAUUCCAUUUGAAUUCUAAUUAUUAUACUGAUAUAUAUCGUUUGUGCAAAGUAUGAAAAUAAUUGUACGACAUAACAAUAUACAUGUAUACAUACAUACAAAGAGAGAGAGAAAUAUUUCGCUGUAAAAGUUGGCAACUACUGAGAGGGUGUACUAUUGUAUAUAAAAAAAAAAGAGGCA
Messenger RNA from Ceratina calcarata, 1991 nucleotides. RefSeq names its product phosphatidylinositol transfer protein vib (gene vib). The record is from RefSeq and is a predicted model, not a curated record. Gene Ontology annotation, molecular function: phosphatidylinositol transfer activity; phosphatidylcholine binding; phosphatidylcholine intramembrane carrier activity. Gene Ontology annotation, cellular component: cytoplasm. Gene Ontology annotation, biological process: phospholipid transport. The transcript has 6 exons. NCBI's taxonomy places the organism in Eukaryota, Metazoa, Arthropoda, Insecta, Hymenoptera, Apidae. Bases 191 to 1006 code for a protein of 271 amino acids.